Scaptodrosophila lebanonensis is the source of this 2229-nucleotide messenger RNA. RefSeq names its product esterase B1. Bases 341 to 2029 code for a protein of 562 amino acids. The transcript has 4 exons. Lineage: Eukaryota; Metazoa; Arthropoda; Insecta; Diptera; Drosophilidae. The record is from RefSeq and is a predicted model, not a curated record.
UGAGCGCAUUGGUGAGCGGCAUUUGAAGCGUGCGUUGUGUAUCCCCCUCUUCCGUGACCUGUCAUUAAACGUACGGGUACGAGUUACUCGCGUUUAUCUGCGUGUGUGUUCGCGUUUGUGCGUGUACGUGAGGACUGGAAUUUGGUCUCUUGGACGCUUUCUCUUGCCCGCACUUGGCCAACGAGCGUGAAAUUUGGUGCUUGUUUUUUCUCAGUUAUUACAUUCAAUUGUUAAUUUGGUGCUAAAAACAAAAAAGCGAACAAUCAAAUUUUUGUGCUACAGUUCAAAUUGCGGACUUGUGACUGCAUUUAUCAACAAAUUCAAAGAAACAGUUGCAGAUAUGGCAAUGCGAUUUUUGGAUAUGAUAAAGCUGACCUUUAAGGUGCUCAGCUUUAAAUAUGAUCAGCGUAAGUUGACAACUACUAUAUUCUCGGUGGUCAAGACGAAACUGGGAGCAGUGCGGGGCGUCAAGCGCAACACAAUCUGGGGCGGGAGCUACUACAGUUUUGAGAAGAUCCCCUUCGCCAAGCCGCCAUUGGGAGAGCUGCGCUUCAGGGCGCCUGAGGCGGCUGAGCCUUGGGAGAGGGAGCUGGAUUGCACCUCGGUGGGGGAGAAGCCAUUGCAGACUCACAUGUUCUUUCGCAAAUAUGCCGGCUCUGAGGAUUGUCUCUAUUUGAAUGUGUAUGCCAAAGAUCUACAACCAAGCAAUCCACGGCCGGUGCUGGUGUGGAUCUAUGGCGGCGGAUUUCAAGUAGGCGAAGCCUCACGCGACAUGUACAGUCCGGACUUCUUCAUGUCCAAAGAUGUGGUGCUGGUGACCAUAGCCUAUCGCCUGGGUGCCCUGGGAUUUCUCAGCUUAGACGAUCCGCAGCUCAAUGUGCCCGGCAAUGCCGGCCUUAAGGAUCAGAUAAUGGGGCUCAAGUGGGUGCAACAAAAUAUUGAGGCUUUUGGUGGGGAUCCCAAUAACGUAACGCUAUUCGGUGAGAGCGCUGGCGGAGCCUCAACCCACCUGCUUACGCUGAGCCCACAGACCGAGGGUCUGCUCCACAAGGCUAUUGUAAUGUCGGGCAGUGCGCUGUGUCCUUGGGCGCAGCCUCCGCGCAAUGAUUGGGCCUAUCGUUUGGCCCAGAAACUUGGCUAUACGGGCGAACACAAGGACAAGGAGAUCUUUGAGUUCCUGCGCGAGGCCAAGGGCAGUGAUCUGGUCAAAGCAGCCGCCACGGUGCUGAGUAAGGAGGAGAAACACCAUCGUGUGCUCUUCGCCUUCGGACCCGUCGUGGAGCCCUACCAAAGCGAACAGUGCGUCAUUUCGAAGCCACCGUUACAGUUAAUGCAGGAGAGCUGGAGCCAACGGGUGCCCAUGAUGUUUGGCGGCACCAGCUUUGAAGGCCUACUCUUCUACCCAGAGGUCAUCCGUCGCCCAGCCACAUUGGACGAGGUGGGCAACUGCAAGAAUAUGCUGCCAGCCGAUAUGGGAGCUGAGGAUAAUGCACAAUUGCGGGAGCAGUACGGAUUGCAGCUGAAACGUGCCUACUUCGGCGACGAGCCUUGCAAUCAGGCCAACAUAAUGAAAUUUCUGGAGCUGGAGUCAUAUCGCGAGUUCUGGCAUCCCAUCUAUCGCACCGUAUUGGAACGCGUGCGACUGGGCAGUGCUCCGACCUUUUUGUAUCGCUUCGAUUACGACUCCAAGCUCUGCAAUGCCAUUCGCAUCGUGCUGUGCGGCCCUGAGAUGCGUGGUGUCUGCCAUGGCGAUGAUCUGUGCUAUAUUUUUCACAGCAUGCUCUCACAUCAAUCGGCACCUGGUUCCCCCGAGCAUCAGGUAAUUACGGGUAUGAUCGAUAUCUGGACCAGCUUUGCGGCCAAUGGUGAUCCCAACUGUGAGACCCUUGAGUCGGUGAAAUUUGCGCCAUUGGAAAAGGGAGGCGACGUCAAGUGCUUGAAUAUUGGCGAACAGUUUGAGUUCAAGACAUUGCCGGAGCUCGAAAAACUGGAACUAUGGGACAGAUUCUACACGCAUAGCAAGUUAUAGGCGGGACAUGCAUGGAAUUGGUUUGAUAGCUGUAGCUACCUCAGUGUUUAGAUUUGAUUUUGAAUGGCAUGUAAAUACAUUUGUAUAUAAUUGUUAAUUCGAUACUAUGUCUAAUUUAUUUUUAUUAAGUUUUGCUGUUGUAAAUGUUAGUUUGGUUUAUCAGAAAUUAAAAUUUUUUAUAUUCAUACCACUAUUCGAAA